AUGACCUCGAAUACACCGUCAAGUACGACGCGCAACCACAAGCCCGGAGAUAGAAGAGUGUGCGACGAUAUCGACCAAGAGCCUUUUGCCGGCUCUGCCAGCAGAGCAGCAGCAGCAACACCGCCGCAGUCCUACCUCCUGGCAGACUCGCUGCAGGCCAACAACUUCGACAGCAGCAAGCGUACGCUCGGCAGCGAGAGGGCGAAGGCGACCUGGCGCAAGAUUAAGGCGAAUACGGAGAUGUGGUGGAGUAUCAUCUCGAGCUCUUGUCGGUCGGACAAUCGGGGCACAAUCACCUGUGCCGACCCGCGCUCUGGCCGCGGAGGCCAGCAUCUGGCACAGUCUACCUGCCACGAUGUCCUCCCGCAGGAUGCGUCUGCAGGGGUGCCGAUGGUCGUCCUGGACGAGGAGCUGCCCGAGGGAGCUGCCGAUGCACUGAGGGCGGAAGCAUGGGCUGUUUACUUGCACGUCUCGGUCGGCGCGGUCGUACUCUUCGUGGAGACGCAGCUUGGAGGACGUCUGGAUGACGAUACGGACGAUGCGAUACAGCUACGCCUCUCAGUUCGAAGUUUGGUUCUCUCCUCAUGGCAAUCAUGGAAAGAGGUGGCUUCGAUGCGAUAUGGUCAGGUUUGGAAUUGA
Diplodia corticola is the source of this 639-nucleotide messenger RNA. RefSeq lists its product as uncharacterized. The coding region runs from base 1 to 639 and encodes 212 amino acids. The transcript is spliced from 3 exons. The record is from RefSeq and is a predicted model, not a curated record. NCBI's taxonomy places the organism in Eukaryota, Fungi, Ascomycota, Dothideomycetes, Botryosphaeriales, Botryosphaeriaceae.